AUGAGUAAUAUGAGAAUGACAUCAUCUUGUGAGAGUGGAUCCUCCCCAGGGAGAAGGGGUAAGCAAGAGGAGGGGAUGAGAGAAAGGAGCAAUCACUCUGAAAGCUCUGGAUGGAUCCCAGCACACGGCAUGCUGGCUGACUCCAAGUAUGAUCGCUUUCGCAAUGACUCCAUAACUUCUGCAGAGGAGCAGAUACCUCUGGCAGCUGAAGCUAUGAGUGGACAAAUGGCCCCAAAUUCCCCAACCACCUCACCGGCACUGGGUCAGCCAUUUGCUGAGUCGCAAUGCCCAGAAGAACAAGAUGUGGCUACCACCUUCUGCAUGAUGAUACCCGAAUGGGGCAGUGGAAAUUCUCGAGUCCUGCGGCUUUCCUGAGUCGAUCUCCUUCUGGAGCUAGCAAGGAGCUUUCACUGGAGAAAUCUGGGGCAUCUGGAGGACUGGGAUCAGUGUUUGGAGCUUGUGAUCCAGUUUGUUCCACACCUUGUACUCUGCAGGUGAUAAACCGGUUGCGAGGGGGAGCGUCAGGAGGUGGUAGAAAGACUUCACGAGCAGAGACAUAUAAACUGUCUGGAGAGGAAUGGACCCGGAAAGGGAAUUUUAUCAGUAAACCAGCUCAGGGAUGGCUUCAUCCUGAUGACCGGCUGCAGGGUCCUGGGGUUUCUUAUAUUGUAAGGUACAUGGGCUGCAUUGAGGUUCUUCGUUCCAUGAGAUCUCUGGACUUUAAUACAAGAACCCAAGUGACAAGAGAGGCUAUCAACAGAUUAUAUGAAGCUGUACCAGGAGUUAGGGGAACCUGGAAAAAAAAGGCACCCAAUAAAUCCUUAGCAUCUGUCUUGGGUCGAAGUAACCUUCGGUUUGCAGGAAUUAGUAUCGCUGUAAAUAUAUCCAUUGAAGGACUCAAUCUUAGUAUCCCAACCACACGACAUAUAAUCGCUAAUCAUCACAUGCAAGCCAUCUCCUUUGCAUCAGGAGGGGAUGUGGACACCACAGACUAUGUAGCAUAUGUGGCCAAGGACCCAAUAAACCAGAGAGCCUGUCACAUUCUGGAGUGCUGUGAUGGGUUGGCCCAAAGUGUGAUCAGCACUGUAGGACAAGCCUUUGAGUUGAGGUUCAAACAGUUCCUGCACAGCCCCCACAAAGUGGCAGCACCCCCAGACAGGGUGGUUGUUGGGAGUGAAGAACUUACAUGGGGUGCUGAUGAUGAUCACAACUCAGAACACAACUAUUACAAUAGUAUCCCAGGCAAAGAGCCCCCUCUUGGAGGGAUACAAGACUGCAGGGUGAGAGAUCCAAGUACAAUAAACCAUGGUAACACUCAGAUGCUUGCCAAUGGACAUUGGGCACAGGUGGGAUCUCCUGCCAGAAGGCCACCAGUCUCACAUUCAGGAUCCCAGUGGGAGUUAGAAGAUCAGGGAACAGCUAGUGAUGUUUUCCAAGGGUCAAAUGGACGUACCCCAGGACUUCGAGAUUAUGAGGAGCACAUGUAUGUCAAUACACAGAGCUUUGAUGCACUCAAUGUGGACAAAGAGCCCUAUAUGAUCCCAGAGGACAGUCCAAAGAAAGAUCUGUUUGACAUGAGACCAUUUGAAGAUGCUUUGAAACUCCAUGAGUCCAGCCUCUCAGUGUCCCAAAAGGUGGAUCAAUGGCCAAGUCCACCAACAAGAAGAGCUCCUGUUGCACCUACAGAAGAGCAACUGAAAGGAGAGCCAUGGUACCAGGGAAAAAUGAGCAGAAGGGAAGCAGAGAAACUUCUUCAAAAAGAUGGAGAUUUUCUAGUGAGGGACAGCAUCACCAACCCGGGGCAAUAUGUGUUAACAGGAAUGCACAAUGGACAGCCCAAACAUCUGUUAUUGGUGGAUCCAGAGGGAGUGGUUCGGACCAAAGAUGUGCUCUUUGAGAGUAUUAGUCAUUUAAUUUCCUACCACCUACAUAACCAACAACCGAUUGUGGCAGCUGAGAGCGAACUGCACUUGUGGCAGGUGAUAGCAAGGAGAACAACAUCCUAG
Molecule: messenger RNA, 2006 nt
Organism: Staurois parvus
Lineage: Eukaryota; Metazoa; Chordata; Amphibia; Anura; Ranidae
Source: the annotation of a GenBank genome assembly